GUUUUUUGAAAUAUUUUAAAGAUGUCACCAAAAAAAGUUUCCAACAUCAAACCUCACGCCAAGAGCAAAUCCGUGCCAAAAAGCAAGAAAAUUAACGAUUUUUUCCCCGUCAAGGAUGAGAAAAAUGUCAAACCCGAUCCACAAAUCAUCUUUGAGGAAGUCGAAGAGAUCAUCGAACACAUUUGCGCCAAAUGUGAACAAUCCUUCGACAACAUGGACACCCUCAGAGCUCAUUUGCCCGCAUGUCGCAGUACAUUACUGAAUCAACAAUUCGUUCCCCAGACAACAACUGACACCGGCAACGUCGAACAUUACAUCCUGGACAUCCCAAAUGCGAUUUCCGAAGAAACUGCGGCAGAAAAAGACGAACCAGAAACAACUAUCGUCUUGGAUUUCCGAAAAAACGAACAAAUUACUGUCGAUCCCGAUUACGAAGACGACUACGAGCCCGCAACGAAAGACGAGCAAAAAUCAUGGGAAGCUCACGACGACGAGGAAACGUGUUUUUGCUGCGGCGAGAGCGUCGAAACUGCUCACACGGGUCACAUUCGGUGCAAAAAGUGCCCGAAAUCGUUCAAAGACAAUCCGAGCAUUCGACGCCAUGUCUUGACGUUACAUUCGACGGUGACGAAUAAAUUUCCGUGCGACAAAUGCAAUGCGGUCGUUUUGUCGGCGAAACUCUUCAAAAUGCAUCUCGAAGCUCACAAACACGGAAAACAGUUUUGUUGUCGCGGUUGCGGCAAAGAAUUCACGCGUCAAUAUCACCUUACGCGACAUCUCAAAUACAUGAAUUGCGACGGGAAACGACCCGUAAUUAAGCAUCCGUGCAACGUUUGUGGCGCCUUAUUUGCUCGCAUGGACAAUUUGAAGCUGCAUUUGCAAACGCAUAUCGAAGCGCCGCAGCAAAAGAAGGAUUUUCAGUGUUCGUAUUGUCCGCGUGCCUUUUUGGGUUCGUCGCUGUUGAAUAUUCACCUGAGAACGCAUACCGGAGAGAAGCCCUUCAUUUGUGACAUUUGCAAGAAAGGUUUCCCCUCGAAUGGCGCAUUGAGAAAGCAUCGCAGAACGCAUACGGGCGAGAAACCGUAUCAAUGUACUUAUUGCCCGUCGAGAUUUGCUGCCAAGGAAACGUUGAAUCGACACACGAAGACGCAUACGGGAGUGAAAAAGUACGCGUGUGAAUAUUGUGAAGCGAAAUUCAUUCAAAAUAGUCAGUUGAAGGCACAUAUGAAGGCUCAUGAUGACUCGAUUCGUUGGGAAUGUAAAGUUUGCGGCGAGAAAUUUGAAACUGUUCGACUCAAACACAUCCAUUACCGCAACGCUCACAAAAUGGGCAAAAUUUACACGUGUGACUAUUGCAAGAACAAUUACAUCACAAAAGCCGAGCUCAAGCGUCACAUGCAGGGAGUCCAUUUGCGUUUACGUGCCUUCGCAUGCACCCAAUGCCACAAACACUUCGUUACAAAGGGUCAACUCGCGAUCCAUUCCAACAUUCAUCGUAUCGAGGCGCCCGUCAAAUGCAAAUUAUGCAACCGAAUGUUCCGUCGACGCGAUUGUUACCGUCGUCACAUCCGAAAUCGCCACAAAAACUACUUUGAAUGGGCAAUCAAGACCGCCGAAAAGCGAAAAUUGGGCAUUUUGGCGAGCGAAGAUGCCGCUUUCGAACAGCUGCGUCAAGAAGUACUUCGCAAGGAUCAAUCGCAAGAAGUUGUCAUCGACGAAAACAAACUUCCGUUCGACUAUCGCGCGGAUAUCGACGAAAAAGGAUACAUCGAGCUCGUUAUCCCGGAAGAAAUCGAAGACGAGUACAUGGAAGAAGCACCGCAAGACGCAAAUUCCGCGGAUAAAAACAAAGAUUUGACCUUCGGAGGCUUGGAUGAACACAUUCGACGCAUGAAAGUUGACGAAUCGCUCACUGACGAAGCCCUGAUUUCCUACACGAAGCAACUUUUGGGCCUUUUACUCGAUGCCACGACAUUAGAAGACUUUGGAUAUCCGGAUUUGCCGACGAUUCAAAUUCUCACGUCGAUUAUCGAGAAUUGCGGAGGAAAACCAUUCGAGGAAGAAGAUACUGAUGAACCAACUUGCAUUCGAGAAAAUGUCAAACUUUUCUUUACACUCGUCAUGGAAAGCGAUCAGAUCAAGAAUUUGUUGAAUAAUCACAACGUCGAUGAAGUCAUUCAGUUUAUUAUCAAAUAUUUGCAAUCGGAUGACAUGGAAACAGUUUGAUUCAAUUUUUUUGAAGUUUUUUAUUUGUGAGUUAGGCACAAGAUUGCAUAUUCCAUUAUCUUAAUUUCUACAUUAAAUUUGUAGACAAGUGCAAAAAAAAACGAAAAUUGUUUCAAAAAUAAUUCGAAAAAUAUUACGAGGGAUUUUAUUGUAAAAUGAUAAUUAAUUUUUAUUGAAUAAA
This is a messenger RNA of Culicoides brevitarsis, 2407 nucleotides long. RefSeq names its product protein suppressor of hairy wing-like. The transcript is spliced from 4 exons. NCBI's taxonomy places the organism in Eukaryota, Metazoa, Arthropoda, Insecta, Diptera, Ceratopogonidae. Gene Ontology annotation, biological process: regulation of gene expression. The record is from RefSeq and is a predicted model, not a curated record. Bases 22 to 2226 code for a protein of 734 amino acids. Gene Ontology annotation, cellular component: nucleus.